Messenger RNA from Pseudophryne corroboree (corroboree frog), 2285 nucleotides. RefSeq names its product protein unc-93 homolog A-like. NCBI's taxonomy places the organism in Eukaryota, Metazoa, Chordata, Amphibia, Anura, Myobatrachidae. The record is from RefSeq and is a predicted model, not a curated record. The transcript is spliced from 8 exons. The coding region runs from base 195 to 1571 and encodes 458 amino acids.
AAAUGCUGCUUCCAUGAACUAGUAAGAGAUUAUAUAAAUGUUGCUAGAGUCUGGAGUUUCUCAAAUAAACAAUAACCUUAAACCGGAAGAUAGAAAGUUGUACAGUUUCCAGUUGCAUGGCUUGUGUUUACAAAGUAUCUUGGCAUUUUAUCUAGUAGUAACCAACAAAUCCAGUUUGAUUUGCGGACGAAGCAAUGGAAAUAAAACAUCUAAAGAAUAUUAUAAUUAUAGCUUUUGGAUUUCUACUGCUUUUUACAGCCUAUGGAGGAUUACAGACAUUACAGAGCAGUCUGAACCCUGAGAAAGGCCUUGGUGUUGCGUCACUGAGUGUUGUCUAUGGAUGUCUGAUUGUUUCUUCAGUUUUUCUCCCAACUAUCAUCAUUAAGAAAAUCGGUUGCAAAUGGACAAUUGUCACCUCAAUGUGCUGUUAUAUCACCUACUCCAUUGGGAAUUUCAAACCAAACUGGUACAGUUUGAUAAUUACCUCUGCAAUUCUGGGAUUUGGAGGGGGACCACUAUGGGCAGCAAAAUGCACCUAUCUGACUACCACUGGAAUUAGAUAUGCAAAGAGAAUGGGCAAAGAGAAAAUGGAUGUUGUGAAUCAAUACUUUGGAGUAUUCUUUUUAAUAUAUCAAUCAUCUGGGAUUUGGGGAAAUCUAAUAUCAUCUCUAGUUCUUGAACAAAAUCCCAAUAAAGUGAUAUCUGAAAACGCAAGUUACUCUCACUGUGGUCCAAAUAACUGUCCUGCGCUUUCUGCUGGAUCUAGCAACUCUACGACACCACCUUCUGGUGUAUCAGACACCCUCCGUUACACUUUGAUGGGCAUUUAUACUGGCUGUGGGGUUCUUGCUGUUCUACUCAUUGUAAUUUUGUUGGAUCAAGUUGAAUUAAAGGAAGAACAGAAAAAUGAAUUGGAAGCUAAACCAUCCAUCUGGAGAUCAUUACUAGGCACCAUACGUCAACUCAAGGAUAUACGGCAAUGCCUUCUUAUACCUUUGACAAUGUUCAGUGGUUUUCAGCAAGGAUUCUUAGCAAGUGACUACACCAAGGCUUAUGUUACUUGCACACUGGGUAUACAGUUUGUGGGAUUUGUCAUGAUUUGCUUUGGAGCAACUAACUCCAUUUGCUCUAUGCUUUCUGGAAAACUGUCUCAGUACACUGGACGGAUUGCACUCUUUAUGCUAGCUGCUGCUACAAGUGUUUCCUGUAUAAUCGCCCUAUUGCUUUGGAGUCCUAAUCCAAACCAGUUUGCAGUAUUCUUCAUAUUUCCUGCAUUGUGGAGCAUGUCAGAUGCUAUCUGUCAGACUCUUCUGAAUGCUUUUUAUGGUGUUUUAUUUGAUGACCAUAAAGAAGCCGCCUUUGCCAAUUAUCGCCUCUGGGAAUCUCUUGGAUUCGUCAUAGCAUUUGCAUACAGCAAUCUUUUGUGUAUCUCUGUAAAGCUGUAUGUAGUACUUACCAUGUUAUUGCUUGGAAUGAUUCUUUAUCUGGUGGUUGAGUACUUAGAAUACAGAAAAUCAUCUAAGAAUACUAACAACUCUAAUGAAGUAUCUAUGGGGGUAAUUCAGAGUUGAGUUACUUUCAGAGUUGAGUUGAGUUGAGAGUUAGAUUUGGGUGGGUUAUUUUGUUUCUGUGCAGGGUAAAUACUGGCUGCUUUAUUUUUACACUGCAAAUUAGAUUGCAGAUUGAACACACCACACCCAAAUCUAACUCUCUCUGCACAUGUUAAUCUGCCUCCCCUGCAGUGCACAUGGGGGGUCAUUCCGAGUUGUUCGCUUGUUAUUUUUUUCUCGCAACGGAGCGAUUAGUCGCUAAUGCGCAUGCGCAAUGUCCGCAGUGCGACUGCGCCAAGUAAAUUUGCUAUGCAGUUAGGUAUUUUACUCACGGCAUUACGAGGUUUUUUCUUCGUUCUGGUGAUCGUAAUGUGAUUGGCAGGAAGUGGGUGUUUCUGGGCGGAAACUGGCCGUUUUAUGGGUGUGUGCGAAAAAACUCUACCGUUUCUGGGAAAAACGCGGGAGUGGCUGGAGAAACGGAGGAGUGUCUGGGCGAACGCUGGAUGUGUUUGUGACGUCAAACCAGGAACGACAAGCACUGAACUGAUUGCAGAUGCCGAGUAAGUCUGGAGCUACUCAGAAACUGCUAAGAAAUGUCUAUUCGCAAUUCUGCUAAUCUCUCGUUCGCAAUUUUGAUAAGCUAAGAUUCACUCCCAGUAGGCGGCUGCUUAGCGUGUGCAAAGCUGCUAAAAGCAGCUUGCGAGCGAACAACUCGGAAUGACCCCCAUGGUUUUG